Molecule: messenger RNA, 483 nt
Organism: Oppiella nova
Lineage: Eukaryota; Metazoa; Arthropoda; Arachnida; Sarcoptiformes; Oppiidae
Source: the annotation of a GenBank genome assembly
UGCAACAGGGUAUUAGAGUAUUUAAUAGGAACGGCUGCCGGUUCUGCAGCCAUAUCUGCCUGCAUUGACUCACUCUAUGGCGGGGCUAUACAUCACGCUAUGAAACAAACGUUCGGCACAUUUGUAGGCCAUGUGCCGGACCUCAUGGCCGCCGCUAUCACUAUAGCCAUGACUAUACUGUUGGCGACGGGAGUGAAAAAGUCUCUUAUGUUUAAUAAUGUUUUGAAUUUAAUAAAUUUUGGCGUUUGGGUCUUAAUAAUGUGUUCGUCAGUGUUUUUCAUUGACUUCGACAACUGGACACAACACGGAGGCUUUGCUCCAUACGGUUGGUCAGGUAUGUUGAACGGCGCCGCCACUUGUUUCUACGCUUUCAUUGGCUUCGACAUCAUCGCAACCACAGGUGAAGAGGCGGAGAACCCUCAGCGCUCGAUACCCACUGCCAUAAUCACGAGUUUGGUUAUAGCACUCACAGCGUAUACCACA